Molecule: messenger RNA, 1697 nt
Organism: Lethenteron reissneri (Far Eastern brook lamprey)
Lineage: Eukaryota; Metazoa; Chordata; Hyperoartia; Petromyzontiformes; Petromyzontidae
Product: lumican-like
Molecular function (GO): protein binding
Source: RefSeq, a predicted model, not a curated record
GCCCAAAACUUGCAAACCUGUGGUGGUGGUUGCUUCACAUUGGCUCUCUCCACCUCCCAGUCCAAGGGAUUUCUCGAGCAAGACUGCAAUAACCCCUCUAACGCCGUCUCUUUGUGUGCGCGCGCGCGUGUGCAGCAGAAGGAUUUGAUCCCCUUUAAAUUAAAUCUCGAUUCAUUUUAUGUGUUGUUCUUAUGCGCACGUGUGGCACACGUUGCAAUGGCAAACAGACGAGAAUAACUGAAGUCUAAUCACCGUUGGUGGGGGGAGGGGGGGGUGCUGGACCUUCUGUGGCCUUGCCGAUCCAGCUCACCUCGUGACUACAGCGCCGAGAUUCCAUGGCGCGCCUCGUGCAGUCCCCGCUACCGCAGCUGCUGCCCCUCUUGGUGCUGCUCACCGCUGGCCCGGCCGCCUCUCACGACUACGGGGGCAUGCCCAUCGAGCUCGACCUCGAGGCCGGCGAGCCGAGCCUCCUCACCCUGCAGGGCCGCCUCGACCGCGCCUACGUGCGCCGCGUGCUCGGCUCCCCGGACUGCCCUCCCGAAUGCGAGUGCCCACACUUCUGGCCCACGUCCAUGUUCUGCGACGCCCGCAAUCUCACCCACGUGCCGCCGCCGCUGGCCAGGACGGCCUACCUCUACCUGCAGCGCGGCCUCAUCGAGUCCGUGCCCGAGGGGGCCUUCGGGAACGCGACGGGGCUGCGCAAGAUCAUCCUGGACGUCAACCGCAUCUCGAGCGGCAACGUCUCCGAGGGGGCCUUCUCGCAGCUCGCCCGGCUCCAGUACCUCUACAUCAACUACAACCAUCUGACCGAGGUCCCCAAAAACCUGCCGUCGAGCCUGAAGGAGCUCAGGCUGGCGCACAACAAGAUCCGCGUCCUGGAGGGCCGAGUCUUCCACAACCUCGGCAACCUCACGCUGCUGCUGCUGCACGGCAACGAGAUGGCGGUGGUGAAGUCGGAAGCCUUCGCCGGCUUGAAGUCCAUCGUUCACAUCAACCUGAGCAACAACAAACUCGACGACCUUCCCGGCGGCCUGCCGAGCCACGUGCUUCAGCUCUACCUGGAGUGGAACUCCAUCAGCCAGGUGCCCGAGUUUUACUUUCAACAGUUCCCCAACCUGCAGUUUCUGCGCUUGGCCGGCAACUUCCUGAGCAGUCCGCGGGUGCCCGCGGAGGCCUUCAACGUGUCCACCCUCCUGGAGCUCGACCUCGCGUACAACAACCUCGACCGCAUCCCCGCCGUGCACCGCAACCUGCAGUACCUCUACCUGCAGGCGAACAACGUCAGCGAGUUCUCCGUGGAGAGUUUCUGUCGGAGCACGGCGCCCCAGGACUACUCCCGUAUCUCGCUGCUCCGUCUCGACGGGAACCGCCUCGCCUCGUGGAAUAUCCCCAGCGACGCCUACGCGUGCCUGCGGCGGUGCCGUCACUUCGUCAUCUAGACGGCGCGACGGACACCACGGCGCAGUUGGCAUGGCUCCAGCUGCAAUGAUAGCAAAGGGGGGCCACUCGCUGUCCAGCUUCCAACAUGUUAAUAUUUUGGUAUCAUCUUGUGUAAUCUACAUUUUUUUUUCUUACAGGUUCAUUGUAUAACGCGUAGGCUUUCGCGACCAAUAUUAUUCAUAAUCAACGUUUUUGGGUUUAGAUCGCGUUAUUUAUAAACGUGUCGUAACCCUCCACCACCCGACACGGCCAAUCAG